AUGGCCGCUCAUGGUUUACAUCAAGAAGUACGACAAUGGUCCAGCAAAGAUAACGAAAUUAUUGCCGCAGCAAAGAAGAUGGCUAUUUUAAUGGGCAGAUUAUCGGGACUAGUUAGAGGUGAAGGUGGUAAUAAACGAGAUCUUAUCGCAUGUGCCAAAGCUAUUGCAGAAGCUUCUCAGGAAGUAACACGUCUCGCAAAGGAACUAGCCAGGGAAUGUACUGAUAAACGUAUUCGAACGAAUCUUCUCCAAGUUUGCGAACGUAUACCUACUAUUGGAACACAAUUGAAAAUACUGUCUACAGUAAAAGCCACUAUGCUUGGAGCACAAGAGACACUUCCAACCUGGGAAGAGCUGAUGCUUUAUGGUAAAGAAGUU
Messenger RNA from Trachymyrmex cornetzi, 378 nucleotides. Its product is annotated as vinculin. The record is from RefSeq and is a predicted model, not a curated record. The transcript has 3 exons. Lineage: Eukaryota; Metazoa; Arthropoda; Insecta; Hymenoptera; Formicidae. The annotation marks the transcript as partial. Gene Ontology annotation, biological process: cell adhesion. Gene Ontology annotation, molecular function: actin filament binding.